UUUGACAGCAUAUUGCGUAAGUCAACCUUCCGGAAGACAGGCGGUCAGCAGGAAAGUUUUGUAUUUAAAGGGCACCAGUAUCUGCAGCAUACUUAGAAGUCUUCUACCAUUGAACACCAGAACCAUGGCUCGUCUGUUCGCUGCCUGCCUAGUCGCAGUUUCCGUGGCCUGCGUGGCCUCCUACCAGCAAACCAUAGGCCUGGGCGGAUCUUAUGCUGGUGACUACGGCAUGGGUAGCAGUGGCGGUCUGAAUGGCUACGGCUACGGCGGCAACGGUUUCGGCUACGGCGGCAACGGUUUCGGCUACGGCGGCAACGGUUUCGGCUACGGCAAUGGCCUCUACGGUUCCAGCUUCGGCGGAAGCGGCUACGGUUCCGGCUAUGGAAGCGGCUACUACGGGUCCGGCUACGGAAGUGGAGGCUACGGCAUUGGCGGUGGCUUUGGCAGGGGCCGUGGCGGCUACUGGGGCGGCUCAGGAGGUUACGGCAACCAGCAAAUGCAACAGCAAACUAUGUGGUGAACACCUCGAAAAGCAAGACAAAUAUUGUCGACAUGUGGGCUGAAGUUUAAUAAAA
Messenger RNA from Rhipicephalus sanguineus (brown dog tick), 575 nucleotides. Its product is annotated as keratin-associated protein 6-2-like. NCBI's taxonomy places the organism in Eukaryota, Metazoa, Arthropoda, Arachnida, Ixodida, Ixodidae. The record is from RefSeq and is a predicted model, not a curated record. The transcript has 2 exons. Bases 125 to 520 code for a protein of 131 amino acids.